AUGACGAAGCAGCGAUUCUCAUCCCUUCAGUCCUCGGUCUCGCGACUGCAACUUUCCGAGUCUGAUCCCAGCGCCAAAGCUUCCCCACAACAGCAACCACAGCAACGAUGCGCGAGCGCCGCCUUCGCACCAGAGGCCUAUACGCAGCCGUUUAUUGACUUCAUCAGCAAGAACCCUACUAUAUUCCACGCUGUUGAUUAUUUCAGCAAGGAACUCGAAGCCCACGGCUACACGAGACUCUCGGAACGCAACACGUGGACCUCCCAGUUGAAGCGCGGUGGAAAGUACUAUCUCACCCGCAAUGGCAGCUCUUUGGUCGCAUUCGCUGUUGGCACUGAGUACAAAAGCGGAAAUGGCAUUGGUCUUAUCGCGGGACAUAUCGAUGCGCUGACCACCAGGUUGAAGCCCGUGUCGACGUUGCCGAACAAGGUUGGGUACAGACAGCUGGCGAUUGCUCCAUACGCAGGUGCCUUGAAUAAGACCUGGUGGGAUCGGGACUUGGCUAUUGGUGGCCGGGUUCUCGUUAAGGAUGCAAAUGGCGUUGUGAAGACUAAAUUGGUAAAGCUGGACUGGCCCAUUGCUCGUAUCCCGUCUCUGGCCCCUCAUUUCGGCGCAGCGUCAACGGCUGCAAAUCUAGAGACCAACAUGGUUCCCAUUAUUGGUGUAGAUAACUCUGAUCUUUUCUCUGCAAAUUCGUCUUCCAUUGAUGAGGUUGCGAACUCUAUCAAGCCCGGCACUUUCGCAGCCACUCAGCCUCCGAAGUUGGUACAGGUCAUUUCCAAAGAGCUUGGUGUCACCGACUAUAGCAACAUCGUCAACUGGGAAUUGGAGCUUUAUGAUAGUCAACCUGCCCAGGUUGGUGGUCUCGAGAAAGACUUGAUCUUUGCUGGUCGCAUUGAUGACAAACUCUGCUGCUUCGCAGCCCACGAAGCUCUGAUCGCUUCUCCCGAUGCGGCAUCACCGGGCCUCGUCAAGCUCGUCGGCAUGUUCGAUGACGAGGAAGUCGGGUCUCUCCUUCGCCAGGGUGCACGGUCGACUUACCUGAGCAGCGUGAUUGAGCGUAUUGCCGAGGCAUUUGCCGACGGUAACUACGGACCAAACGUCUACAACCAGACCGUUGCGAACAGUUUCUUGAUCUCGUCCGACGUCAUUCAUGCUGUGAACCCUAACUUUCUCAAUGCAUAUCUGGAGAACCACAUGCCGCGCCUCAAUGUCGGUGUGACCGUAUCAGCAGAUCCCAAUGGACACAUGGCCACCGAUGCCGUCAGCACUGCUAUCUUGCAAGCAAUUGCUGAUCGAAGUGACAGCAAGCUGCAAGUAUUCCAGAUUAGGAAUGACUCCCGAUCUGGCGGUACCAUUGGUCCUAUGAGUAGCGCUCAAAUUGGAGUGAGAACCAUUGAUGCUGGUAUCCCGCAGUUAAGCAUGCAUAGUAUCCGGGCGACAACGGGAAGCUUGGAUCCCGGUUUGGGCGUUAAGUUAUUCAAAGGCUUUUUCGACCAUUUUGAGGAGGUAGACAAGAACUUCCAGGAAUUUUGA
This is a messenger RNA of Talaromyces atroroseus, 1536 nucleotides long. RefSeq lists its product as hypothetical. Bases 1 to 1536 code for a protein of 511 amino acids. The transcript has a single exon. Lineage: Eukaryota; Fungi; Ascomycota; Eurotiomycetes; Eurotiales; Trichocomaceae. The record is from RefSeq and is a predicted model, not a curated record. Gene Ontology annotation, biological process: proteolysis. Gene Ontology annotation, molecular function: metalloaminopeptidase activity; zinc ion binding. Gene Ontology annotation, cellular component: fungal-type vacuole.